GCUUGACGGUUCGGGAGCAUCCUGACGUCUUCUCGGAGCACAAAGUAAAAACGCAUCUCAUCAAAGAGAUGCUGCUACAAAGCCUGCACGGAUUAUACAAGGACGGUCUUUAAACACAUCUGACGCCUUCAGGGAAGCUUUUAUAUUAAUUGUAUUAUUUUAAAUUUUUGACGGCAAUCUGUUAUUUUGUCCGCGGGAUGCCGAUGGCCACCAGCAGCAUCAGCACCAGCAGCACCGGAGGGCCGUGGAUUCAACCAGCACACCUAGCAGGCUGAGACCUUGCUCCCUUGCCUGACCUUUGACCCCUGCAGAAAAACGACAGACUGAUCACCAUGAUGCAGCAGAGAGCUGACUUAUAAGAAAUCUGAAAUACAAGCAGAAAGAUGACAGAGAGCCGGAGGAGGAGGGAGCUGAAAGACACUAAACGGGAGGAAAAGUAGGACAAAAUAAAAAAGGAUGUGAAUGUUGCACCGACACUGACCUGUUUCUUCAUCAAACCACCUGCAACAAGCUUCAACAAAAACCAAAACACUUUCAUCUUCCUGCAGAAAUGUGAGAGGAAAACAGCAGCGUGAUUGUUUCUUACCGACAAAAUCUGUAAAUGUGGAGUUUAAAAUCAGAGACAGCGAUUAAGAUUGUGUUACAACGACAACCAAAUCAACAAGAUUGUACAACAAACUGUCCGGAGAAUUGUCGGAAUAAAACUGUAAUUUGUGCGGAGACUUAACCCUCACGAUGACGCACCUCCACGCCGGCCUGAGCCCAGAGACCACGGAGAAAGCUCGUUUGGAGCUGAAUGAAAACCCAGACACUCUGCAUCAGGACAUCCAGCAGGUGCGGGACAUGAUCGUGACGCGGCCGGACAUCGGUUUCCUGCGGACGGACGACGACUUCAUCCUACGCUUCCUGCGAGCGAGGAAGUUCAACCAGACGGAAACCUUCCGGCUGCUGGCCCAAUACUUUCAGUUCAGACAGCAGAACCUCGACAUGUUCCAGAGCUUCAAGGUGGACGACCCCGGGAUAAAGCGCGCUCUGAUGGACGGCUUCCCAGGUGUGCUGGAGACUCCGGACCAACACGGCCGCAAAAUACUUAUCCUGUUUGCCUCCAACUGGGACCAGAGCAGGAACUCCUUCACAGAUAUCCUGCGUGCGAUCCUCCUCUCCUUGGAGGUGCUGAUAGAGAAUCCUGAGCUUCAGAUUAAUGGAUUCAUCCUGAUAAUCGACUGGAGCAACUUCUCCUUCAAACAGGCGUCAAAACUGACGCCCAACAUCCUGAAGCUGGCCAUCGAGGGGCUGCAGGACAGUUUUCCGGCCCGUUUUGGAGGGAUCCACUUUGUGAAUCAGCCGUGGUAUAUUCACGCCAUGUACACUAUCAUCAAGCCUUUCCUCAAGGACAAGACCAGGAAAAGGAUCUUCCUCCACGGGAACAACCUGAACUCGCUGCAUGUCCUCCUGCAGCCGGAGUGUCUCCCCUCAGAGUUUGGGGGGACUCUCCCUCCCUACGACAUGGGGAUCUGGGCGAGGACGCUGCUGGGACCCGACUACAGCGACGAGACGGAGUACACACUGACCUACGACGCUCUGCAUGUGAGGGAGAGCUGCGGGGGAGAUAAGGAGCUGAUGAAGAGGUCUCAGUCGGUGGUGGAGCCAGGAACUCUCCGACAAACGGACAGAGAGACCAGCACGCCGCUCCUCGCCCUAGACUGAACACACACACACACACUAGAGCCGUCACACACACUGCCCCGCACACACAUCAUGUACAGACUGCAACAGACACCCACUUUUAGAAACACUGCUGUGUAUCAAGCUGGUGGCGUCCUUUAGCAACAUGAACUCUGACAAUGAAUUUCCUACACACACACACACACACACACACACACACAGUCUGUCUCUGAGCCCAUAAUGCCUCACAGCUGAGCCUCUCUGCAAACAGCAGCAUCUGUCAACAACAACAAACACACACUCUGAAGUCUAUGUCUGUGUGUGUGUCGCCUUCAGCUUCAAGUUUUAAUUUAGUAAUUCUGUCAGAAACAAGGGGGAAUGUAUGAGGAACAUUUCAUCUGUUUCUGAGGCUGAAACUCUAUUUAAACCUCAGAGGAAAUCGCUGACAAAAUAUAAAAUCAUAUCCAUAAAAAUUAAGAAACAUUCAAAGUGGGUUCCACCAAAAGAAAUACAUGUUUUAAUUCAGAAGUUAAGACAAUGCUUGUUGGUGAAACUCAGCCUUAAAUGUUUGGAAGAGCAUUUAUCUUUUGCUUUCCGAUCUUAAAUCUACAGUUCAGGUAACUGACAGGGUGGCUCUAACUUCGUUAUCUACUUGCUGGAGUAUUUCCUCAAAAUAUUAAUCAAAUACUUUGUAUUUUUCUGACAUUUAUGUCCCGAUAAUCUGAAGGAGAAAGACAUUCAUUAAAACCAGGAGGACGAAUAAGAAACCUCACUUUGGUAGAAUAAUUUCACCUUUUUUCUUUCUUGUAAAAACCACAGGCACUUUGCACACGUUUUUCUAAAUGAAAGCACUGCACAUGUUGCCACCAAUUGCUAAUCACUAAUGGGAUCACAUGCAUGAAAACCUCAAAACAAAUAUUGUACCAGAGUGAAAUAUUUCUUUCAGAUAAAGUAUUGUGCUGUGAAGAAACCAUAGGAUGCCAAAUCAUCACCUUUACCCUCGACUGAAGUGUAGGGAAAGAUUGUUUUUAUUGAAUCUAACUUAUUAAUAUUAUGAAGAUUGUACAUUAGUAUAAGUAUUAUCACACUGCAAAAAGACUGACACUCUUGGCCUGUUUUAUCCUGAGAUAUUUUAAGUGUAAUUAUCAUCCUGCGCUGUAAAACGUUUCAUGUACUUCUGAGGAAAGAAAGGUUAAGUAGCAGGUUGAUAAUUUCACCAAAUAUCUUGGAGUAUUUGUAAAUUAUAGAGGCCAGUGUGUCAUGAUUUUUUGCAGUUUGACUCAUCAGGGCUACACUGAUCUCCACUCGACUGUAAUGUAAUGUAUUUCCUUUCAAUGAAUGUAUAGAAGUAAACAUUUACACCAACA
This is a messenger RNA of Gymnodraco acuticeps, 3032 nucleotides long. RefSeq names its product clavesin-1-like. The record is from RefSeq and is a predicted model, not a curated record. The coding region runs from base 736 to 1707 and encodes 323 amino acids. NCBI's taxonomy places the organism in Eukaryota, Metazoa, Chordata, Actinopteri, Perciformes, Bathydraconidae. Gene Ontology annotation, cellular component: membrane. The transcript has 8 exons. Gene Ontology annotation, molecular function: phosphatidylinositol bisphosphate binding.